Kalmanozyma brasiliensis GHG001 is the source of this 4752-nucleotide messenger RNA. RefSeq lists its product as uncharacterized. The transcript has a single exon. The coding region runs from base 1 to 4752 and encodes 1583 amino acids. The record is from RefSeq and is a predicted model, not a curated record. Lineage: Eukaryota; Fungi; Basidiomycota; Ustilaginomycetes; Ustilaginales.
AUGGACAACGACUCGACACCGCCAAGGCCCUCUAGGCAGGCGGAACAAGCCGACCCCUCUCAAGAUGCUGGCUCGUCAGCAUUCGCCGACUUGCCCUCUCCCAACGCCCGCCAAUCCCGGAUCCGAUCAGUGGCAUCAGAAUCGUGGGCACCCAUCAACUUUGCUCGCCCUAUCACUCUUCGCCCGGACUCUGUCGAGCCGCCCGCCGACGCCCAAGCAGCUGCCUCAAAUCGUUCCUCCUACAUUGCUCAGGGCAUGACCUCGGGCAGCGAAGACACCGAAUGGCACGACGCCGACGACGACUCCACCAGCCCACCCAUGAGUCCUUGGGAGAGGCGCACCGCCAGCUCCUCCUCUCAGCACGAUCGAUUCCGGCCCUCAACGCCACUCAAGAACCGCCGAAAGGGCAUGAUCAAUGACAAGAAGCUCACCAUCGACACUAGCUCUUCCAAAGCUGGGUCCAGCCGAAGGGCAGCAUCCGAGUCGAGCGCGCCCGCGCCUGCAUCGACCGAGCCUGCCCAGCUUCCGGCGCGACCACCUCGCGCAAUGAGGAAGCUCUCGGAUCGCCUGAUGAAGGUGGCCACUUCGGCUUCACCCACCGGCAGCGGCAAGAAAGACUCGCCCGUCGACUCGUUGGCUCCGCCACCGAGCGCCGGUAUCCGAUGGGCGCCCUUCACGCCUACCAAGCGCAGUCCGCUGGGUGAAAAGGGUCGAUCUCCCGUGGCCGCCUCGACCAGCCCUGCUUCUGGAUCCGCGACUGUAAGCAGCAGCGGCUCGGACAAGACGGCUGUUGCUGUACCACGCUACGGCUUCAACCCUGAUUUCCAGCUCGGCGGCAAGACGGAACCUGGUGCGUCGCCUCGAUCUGGUAAAGGCACGUCACCCACCAAGCCUUCCCCCACCUAUGCCGGUCUAGCCCAGGGUGGCGGCGUCAAGUCGAUGCUCUACGCCAACACCGCCUCGCCGUCAACUCCUCUGAGCCCUCGUGCGCCGGUGCCGGCGGCCUCGCCGCGCACCAUGAAUGCGCCUGGCACCCCGCGAACCCCGCUCAAUACCCGCUUCACCAACUCGCCCACCUCUUAUCAGGGUGUCCUCCUCACCACCAUCACACGCACCGAUUCGGAUGACAAGCAUCUGGCCGUGCCAGGCGCACCGGGAACACCGAUCAGAGGAAGAAAUCGCAGUGCGAGCGUCGCUGGCGGGAUCAAAGGCUUUGUCCGCGGUGGUGCUGCUGAAGUCAUCCCCCGUCUCGAGAUGCGGGUUCUCGAGCGUCCUCGUCGCGGCUCGCAAUUCUACGGUCUUGGCGGUGCGCGUCCAUCGGACCCGAGCAAGAGACACUCGCUUGCGACCGAGCAGCCCGUCAUGAUGGGGAAGACAGACUCCGCAACCGAGGCGCCCCAGGACGCUUCGCCUCGUGUCAGGGACUUUGCCAGGUCGGCGGCGCUCGACAAGCUGACAAGCGACUCGACGGGACGGGUGCGCAGCCAGUCGAACAGUCGACGAGCAAGCGCGGCCAGUCCACGCAUGCGGAUGAGCUUCAGCUUCGCGCGUCGCGAGAGGCGAAACACUGCCGGCACCACGGCUUCCGGCGUCUCUCGUCGUUCCGAACGUUCGCAGAGAUCCAACCGAUCCGUGGCGCACAAGCGCAAGUCGCUGCCGAUCGCUGGACCCGGUAGCAUCAAAUCCAAGCCGCCUUCGCUGCUCGAGCGCCGCGUGUCGCUCGCGCCUCCCUCGAUGCGCCGCCAGGACAGCAGCAUGCAGCCCGACAGCGACGAGUCCGAAGACGAGAACGACGUGAUCAACGAGAUGCACACGCGCGUGACCAACAUCCAGGAGGCCAAGCGAUGGAUCCUCACUCACCGCCCUUCGAUGGAUGCCAACGCGCCGCCGACCUUUGUCGACGAACACCGACCCGUGCUGGCCAUGCGUCGUCCCACCUACGCCGCCUCCGUCUUCCAGCAGGCGCGUCUCAUGGAAGCCGAGCUGCAGGCCGACGCAGCGCUCCACUCCACCAACGCUCUCAACGUCAGCGCCAUCGGCUCGAACUUCCACAUCGCCGGCCUCCCGCCCAAGACGCCCAUGACGGCUCGCCCGGGCACCAUCUACGAUGUCCAGGAUCCCACCGACCUUCCUCGCCCCGGCACCGCACUUGCCGUCGUUCCCCAACCUCGCACGUGGCAGCAGUCGACGCUCCACUACCUCGGCGCACCCUUCCGCCUUGUCCAGCGCCAGAUCGACCCCAAGUACGUGCUCACCAUGAUGGAUCCGCGCGAGAUCAUCUUCCCGCUCUCGCUCAAAAAGGUGGCGCUGUGGAUCAUCUACGGCGGCGUCAUUGCGAUGCUUUACCUGCUGGACCGGUACUAUCACUGGUGGGGCAAGCUGGACCACGCGGUUCACGGCAAGAACUUCUACAUCAUGGGUGUACUGUACGGCUUUGAGCCUGUGAUGAUUCUCAUCAUCAUGUGCGUUGCUCGGGUGCCGGAUGCGCGCAAGGUGCCGGAUCGUACCGUGCUCGUCCCGCGUGGAAGGGACAGUACCGAGCUGCCCUCGGAGGAUGAGGAGAGCGAGAGCAGCAGCGACGACGAGUCGGUAGCCUCGGAACAGGUCGCGACCCAAGUCCACUCGACCAUCCUGGAAGAGGAGCCCGAGGAGCAAGAGGAGAACGAGGUGGACAGCGAGAUGCAGAACAAGGACGAUGGCACCAAACGCAACUCGAAGCGUCUGUCGGGUCUGCACCCGCCCGCGAUGCGAAGGAUGUCGACGCGAGUGACGACGUCGAGCGGCGGCCUGCUAUCUGUGCCGCCGGAGAGGCGAGGGAGUGCGGCGACGAGUGGAUCAGGCAACCUGGCUGUUCCUAGAACUCCUGCUUUCGACCCUCGCAACCGACGCAGCACGAUCAUCCUGCACGAGCCGCUCAACGUCGACAGCAUCGGUGCGCAGCUCGAGCGCGUGGGCCGACCGAGCGCCGAUUGGCUUCGUCGUCCCAGCGCCGACUACCGUCGCCCGAGCGUCAUCUCGCAACGUCGCCCCAGCGACAACUCGCAGCGCCGCCCGAGUGCCACUUCGCACCAGAUCAUGUUGGCUAGGACGGCGAGCAAGGAGUCGCACAAGAGCUCGUACUUUACGAGCGUCGCUGCCGCUGCCGGUGCUCGACCUGGCACUACCACGCCUGGACCGAACCAGGAGGUCGUCGACGAGAAGCCGGAUACGACCGUCGUCGUCGCUGCCCCGCAGUCCGAUUCGAGCGGCGAGUUGGACGAAAAGAAGGACGUCUCCGAGCUCGAAAAGCCCGAAGACACGCGCAUCGCCAUGGGCUCCAUCACCCACCCGUCCUUCACCGAGUCCACCGCCCUCAUCAUCCCCUGCCACAACGCCGACGUCGAAGUGCUCAAAGCCGUCCUCUUUGCUGCCCUCGUCCAUUUCGAGCCGUGGCAGAUCUUCAUCAUCGACAAUGGCAACUCUCCCCAACCACCGACGGAUAUGGAGGCGCAGAUCCGAACGCAGCCCAUGUUUGCGCGCGUCAACUACGUCUGGUCUCCCCUGGGCAACAAGAACAUCGCCCAAUUCGUCGGUGCCAAGGCCGCAGCGGUGUUGAACCUCGACUACGUCCUGACGAUCGACGACGACGUGAUUAUCCCCGCCAACUUUGCCGCGCCCAUGCACAUCAUCAACGAGACCACCACCGCAGUGUGCUAUCCGAUCACGGCCGUUGACCACAAGGGUGACCGCCCCACCUUUGUCGGAUGGCAGGAUAUCGAAUACAAGCUCUCGGCGCUUGCCAAGAUGGCCGAGGCCAAGAUGUGCGGAGUCCUCUUCCCUCACGGUGCGGCCUCCUUCUGGCGCCGCGAUACGAUGAUCCGCGUCCUCUACCGUCACGAUCUCGUUUACUUUGCAGAUGACGUCAAGAUGGGACUCGAGCUCCAAGCGCUUGGGGAGUUCAUGGGCAUCGACGCUUCCAUCUCGUUCGAAACCGUCGCCCCCGAAACCUUCUUGGGCCCUAAGACGGCAGGAACGCCCAACUACUACAACCAACGUGUCCGAUCGUGGGAGAUGGCGCGUCACACGCUCUACUACCAAUUCACCAAACGGUUCUUGUUCAGCCUCAACGGUGCGAGAGGCCCUGUGGCGAUCGGAUGGCAAAAGUUCACCCAGUUCUACAACACCACCACCAACUUUAUCGACUGGAUCCGUCUACCCAUGUUCAUCCUCCUCGGCGGCAGUGGUAUGUUUUGGCUCAAGAGUUUCGCCUUCAUCCUCUUUUUGCCGAUUCUACCCCUCAUUCCGUAUCGGUUCAUCAAGACCCGCAAUCGCCCGGAUCUCCACCCGCAUUUGAUGGACAUGCUGACCUACGGCAUUUACAAAUUGCUCUAUUCCAUCGUCUGCAUCUUCGGCGGCAUCAGAAGCAUGUUGGUCUUCCACCCGAACCAUAAGCACAAACCGACCCUGACCGAGAUGGAGGCGGCCAAGGACGAGAGGUGUAUUUGGAUGCGAGAGGAUUUCAUGCAGCAAAGUGGUGGACAGGGAGAUCUGAGGGACGAACCCCAGAUGAUCAUGCUCGACGACGAGGCGGAGCUCGAGCGAGAGGAACAGCAGGAAGAGGCUGAGCAGGGUGCGGAGAUGACCGAGGCGGCACUGGUCAAUACGCUGCCGGAGAAUGGAGAGAAGGGUGGCGAGGCUGCCUCGAUCAACGUGCUGAGGAGGCCAUCGACGAGGAUCUCGCACGAGCUGCCCACCGUGCAUGAAGGACGAUAG